AUGGAUCAGGAGGUGUUCAAGAGAGCUGACCUUGAAGCCUUCUUCAAAGCUCUUAAGGAGUCUGGUAACACCCUCGGAAACACCCUUGAAUACUCAUAUGCUGCUCAUACAUUGCCUAGUAAUACUGAUAAAUUACUAGACAUUUUUAAAAGCGCUUACACUACUGCUAGUGAGCCUAGUAAUACUGAUAAGUUACUAGACAUGUUUAAAAGCGCCUACACUACUGCUAGUGAGCCUAAUAUAACUAGUAAGAUUGAUAAUAACCUGAUUAAAGACAUAGAACCGGCUCAUGGAGAUAGAAUUCCUAUUAGAGGAAUUGAUGCACCAGUGAUUUUCAAUGCAAUGUUAUCUUUAGUCCUGAUGAUGUUAAGUUUCAGGAUAUUAAAAGCAGCUGUGGAACAUCUUUUCCAAGAUGUGUGCUCCUUUGCUGAGUUUCCGGAAGAGCAUUACUCCUCUAUGAGUGAGUUUCCUAAGGGGAAGAGAGCUGUGUCAUGCAAGUGGAUUUUCACCAUCAAGUACUUACCUAAUGGGAAGAUUGAUAGGCGUAAGACAAGGCUGGUAGCAAGAGGUUUCACACAAACCUAUGGAGAGGAUUACAUUGAUACUUUUCCACCUGUUGCAAAGCUUCAUGCCAUUAGGAUUGUACUAUCAGUUGCAACCAACCUUGGGUGGGAUCUUUGGCAAAUGAAUGUGAAGAAUGCUUUCCUCCAAGGAGAGCUAAAAGAUGAAGUCUAUAUGCUACCACCUCCGGGUCUUGAAGGAAUGGUGAAGCCAGGAAUGUUCUUAGACUGA
Brassica oleracea var. oleracea is the source of this 792-nucleotide messenger RNA. RefSeq lists its product as uncharacterized. The record is from RefSeq and is a predicted model, not a curated record. The coding region runs from base 1 to 792 and encodes 263 amino acids. Lineage: Eukaryota; Viridiplantae; Streptophyta; Magnoliopsida; Brassicales; Brassicaceae. The transcript has 5 exons.